Molecule: messenger RNA, 5544 nt
Organism: Talaromyces rugulosus
Lineage: Eukaryota; Fungi; Ascomycota; Eurotiomycetes; Eurotiales; Trichocomaceae
Exons: 4
Coding region: 1-5544 (1847 amino acids)
Biological process (GO): proteasome assembly
Cellular component (GO): cytoplasm; nucleus
Molecular function (GO): molecular adaptor activity
Source: RefSeq, a predicted model, not a curated record
AUGGCGUCAGACGCGCCCGCGGACAGCCUCGAGGCUCGCGAGUUAAACUUAGUAUCCAAAGUGGAGCUCCGCAUCGCUCUGGCAGACUCGGACGACAAGCUCCAGAAGCUGUUGCAGACAUACCUGGCGCCGCUGCUGCUCAAACUUACAUCAGAAAGCCUGGCCGUGCGCAACAAAGUCAUUGCCGUGUGCCAGCAUAUCAACACAAGAAUUAAGCCAAAUUCGAUCCAGCUCCCCGUGGCUGCCCUGUUGAAGCAGUUCACAGAGCAGAAUUCCCAGUUGAUCAGACACUUUGACUUGCUAUAUAUCCAGCAGGGCCUAGAUCGCCUAGACGCAUCAGCCCGGGUAGAGCUUCUGCCGGUCGUUUUCCAGGGUAUUUCCCGCCUUGAUACUACAUCUUCACAAUCAGCCAUCGGGUUUAAUUUGAUUCUGAGGCUGCUGCCCCUACUCCGAAUCCCCCCAAAAGAGAGCCGAGAAGACAUUGGUCUAAAGGACAAGCUCUCUCUGUCAGCUGAGGACCUACGCUUCUUAUCGGUCUGGUUUGGCAAGCUCUUUCUCCUGUCAUUUGCAGGCAAUGAUGCAACUACCUGCCCGGGGCUCUCUCCGUCAGAAUAUAGCUUUUUGAAUAAAUCGUCCACUUUUGCUGAAACAUGGGACCCAAAGGUUCCCGGCGGCUUGAACUUGACCGAAACAAAACUUGUGGUUGCCAGGUUCCUUACCAGUGGAGCUUUUACAGACCCCGAUCGGUUUCUUCCAGCUGUGAUUCUAUCUGCUGAUUCUAAUUCUCGUCUCUCGGAUAUUGGUGACGAUGUCCUCAAGCGAUUUAAUCCUAAUUUGGAAGAUGCUGAGACGGUGGAGCAACUUUACAAGCUCUACUUUGGAACCACCGGCCAAAACGCCACCCCCCCUGUCCGCAUUCCUCUUCAGAUCAAGGUUCUGGCUCUCCUUGGAAGAUCUGUGAUAGCAACCUCAUAUACGGACGACGUCACCAGGCUGCUCGACGAAGGCCUAUUUUCGGAUGCGGCCAAAUCCAACCAGGGCCUUCAAGCCUCGAAGCUCAGGUCACAGAUCUUUACAUUUACUACAUGGCUUGUCCGCAUGGGGGCCCCAUCCGACCUGAAAUUGAUUGCGCCCAAAGCUGUCGUGGGUCUCCGCGGCUAUGUAGAGUACCAAGGGUGGCCUGACCCCGGAAUUAGUGGCCAGAAACUGUCAAUAGCUGAUAUCUCUGCACGAGGCUUGGCCUACGAAAGUAUCGGUAUUUUGUCGCCCAAGAUUGCGCCAAUAUCCGGCACCGAUUACGUGGAUAUGGAUUUAUUGAGAUGGCUUUUUGCAUCUCUCGCCUCAGACGCCUCAGCUCCGGAAAUUUCCGUUAGUAUCGAGCAAGCUCUUGGAAGCAUUAUGAACUGCUUCACAGGCAACCUUCCUGAAGAUACAAGGUCGGAGCUCGGUGACUUUCUUGUGAGUCAGAUGAAAAUUCAACCUGGGAAAGAUAACCCUCUGAAUGGCUUCCCUGUUGUUCGCAGUCCACAUUAUACGGCUGUUAGAUAUGCAAACCGGUGUCUGCCAUACUGGGAUCUUACUGCUAGAUGGGUUGAUAUCUUAGCCAUCGGAAGUAAAGUUGGCAGGGGCAGGGAGAUCAUUGAAGAAGGCAAAAAAGGGUUACAUCCAUAUUGGUAUCGAAUGCUCAACCCUGCGAGAGGUGUCUAUCCCGUGCCUACUUCUGCGAAUGGCCAAGGUGCUCGAUAUGAUUUUCCCAACUUUCAGCUUUCAACGAAGCUGUUCGAGCUGCUAGCCGAUCUUGAGUCUACACCCGUAGAUAUAGACGGGGUGAUUGCACCAGCUAUCCGGUUUUGCAAGCACCUUCUCGUAUGGGAGGCAUUUUCAAAAGCAGAAAUACCGCUUGAGAUUGACCAGGACUGGGAAUACCGACUGGACACACUGCUACAAUCUGAUACCCAGGCCCGAGAGUCUGUAAGGGGGCAUAUCCACCAGCAACCUGCUUCUAACAUGGCAACUUGGUUAGAUGCCGCACUUAAAGGUGUUCUUGGAAAUGGGCCAGAAGCCACUGUGUGUGGCAAAGACUUUGUAGACAUCAGCUCUUUAAUUUCUAAUGAGGUUUUAGCGCCCGUUGUCAAUCGAGCAAAUUCACUGCCAGAGGUAGUCUAUGCUACAAACGAUCAUCCUUUACAACUUACCGCUGCAAGGGCUCUUGGAAGUCUCGCUUCCCACCCGUCACUAGCGGCACAAGAUUGUCAACGAAUCUCUUCCGAGGCAAUCAACCUGAGCGGCACGUGGAAGGGAUCUGUUGGACAGGCAGCAAACCGAGUGAGAGGAGCAGUUCUCACUGCCGCAUUUGUUCUCAGCAGGCUUUCCUUUCACAAGAGAAUUGAUGUCAUUGCUGAAGCCAAGGUCAAAGAAUACAUUGGCACUAUUGUUGCAAUUCUUUGUGAAUCACGAGACGCCCAGCUUGUAGAUGCUGUUCAAUUAGCCAUCAGCCAGCUCGCAAUGUCGCAAAUUUUGACCUUUGAGGUGAUGUCUGAAGCUGGCUUACUACAAACUAUUAAGGAUAAACUCCUGGAGUCUGCCAAAAACGAGAAAGAAAACGCGAUUGAAGCAUUGGGACAUCUGAGUCUAGUAAUGCCAAAAGAGGGCGAGCACGCAUCUACAUUCGGCAGCAUCAUGGACUCGUUGUACGGCUUGCAUGAAAUUCGCAAACCCGAAGUGCAGCUUUCUGUGGGCGAUUCACUCUGUGCUGCGGCUGCAGGGUGGGAAUCAAAGUCAUUGAUUGGUGCAGUUGACGUCGAUGGCCAUCCAUUAAAAAUCGAGGUUCCCAGGAGCAUCCUCACAGAGAUGGCCGAUAAAUUCAUAACGAACUGCAAAGCCUCAAAGCCAUCGCUGCGAAAAGCAUCUGCAAUAUGGCUACUUUGUUUGGUCAAAAAUUGCGGGCAUCUUGAAGAAGUUCACGAACGCCUCCGUCACUGUCAAGCAGCAUUCAGUGGUCUUUUGGCGGAUAGAGACGAAUUUGUUCAAGAAAGUGGCUCGAGGGGGUUGAGUCUAGUUUAUGAAAUGGGAGAUCAGAAUCUUCGAGACGACUUGGUCCGAGAUUUGGUCAGUUCCUUUACGGGUAAUGAAUCCGGCUUGAAGGGAAAUGUCAGCAGUGAUACAAAACUGUUCGACGCUGGGGCUUUACCAACUGGAGAAGGCAAGUCAGUUACAACCUACAAGGAUAUUAUGAGUCUGGCUUCCGAAGUUGGAGAUCCAAGUUUGGUUUACCGGUUUAUGUCUCUCGCGUCGAACAAUGCCAUAUGGUCGAGCCGAGCUGCGUUUGGCAAAUUUGGCCUGAGUGCCGUGCUGUCUGAUUCUAGCAUGAGCGGCUAUCUCUCUCGGAAUCCAAAGAUUUACCCCAAGCUGUAUCGUUAUCGCUUCGAUCCGAAUCCGAAUGUACAGAGGUCAAUGAAUGGAAUCUGGCAAGCGGUUGUCAAGGAACCUAAUGUCUUGUUGGAAACACAUUUCGACGCCAUCAUGGAUGAUUUGCUGUCUAGUAUUAUUGCUGGAAGGGAAUGGCGAGUUCGUGAGGCUAGCUGUUCCGCCAUUGCUGACCUCAUUCAAGGGCGCCAAGUUGAAAAGUACGACAAGUACAUGAAUGAUGUUUUGACCAAGGCCUUCAAGGUGAUGGACGACAUCAAAGAGUCAGUGCGCGCGGCCGCUCUGCGCCUCUGUCAAGUUAUCACCAACAUUCUAACGCGCACACUUGAAACCGGAGACACCGAGUCAAAGCGAGCAAAGACGAUGUUGAACCAUCUCAUUCCUUUCUUGCUGAGUCAACGGGGCAUGGAAUCCAGCGCGCAAGAAGUGCAAGCUUAUUCGAUAUCGACAGUAAUUCAAAUUAUCAAGAAGAGUCCAAGUGCUCUGUUGCGCCCGUUUAUACCUCAAAUAUUAGAGAAGUUCGUGUCUUCCCUAAGUUCGUUAGAGCCUCAGGCUGUGAACUAUGUUCACUUGAACGCAGACAAAUACGGGCUUACCGGCCAGGAGGUUGAUAAUAUGAGACUUUCGAGUAUCCGAAUGUCUCCAAUGAUGGAGAGUAUUGAGCGGUAUCUUCUGGAUGGCCUCGAUGAAGAUUCCAUGAAAGAGGUUGCUGCAAAACUGGAAGGGGUUCUACGAACUGCUGUUGGGUUGCCUUCCAAGGUCGGGUGCAGCAGAGUUCUUGCUCUGUUGAGCACAAGAAGUUUACUGUUCCAGCCCUACGCGGACAAGUUUAUUGUCAUAUUGAAAAAGUAUGUACUUGACCGAAACGAAACAGUGAGCGUGUCGUACAGUGCUUCGAUUGGAUACAUGAUUCGAUUGGCAAGCGACGAAAAGGUUUUGGAUAUGAUUGAAUUUGCAAAAUCUAUAUACUUCAAUGCCGAUGAGCCUUCUCACCAAACGAUUUCCGGAGAGAUCCUGCACUCCAUGUCAAAGCUCUCUAGCGAUCGGUUUUCCCACUUUGCAAGUGCAGCACUGCCGUUUGUCUUUGUUGCCAAGCACGAUACAGAUGAGCAGACGCGCGAGAUUUUUGAAAAGACAUGGCAGGAUAACGUCGGAGGGUCCCGAGCGGUCUCUCUGUAUCUCAGUGAAAUUAGAGAAAUUAUUUCGGAAAGACUGGAUUCUCCUCGCUGGGCAAUCAAACAUAGUUCAUCACUGGCAGCGGCUGAUGUGGUCACAAGCCUGGGGACAUCUCUUGACCGCUCGACAGCCGAGCUUAUCUGGCCUCUGCUAGACCGGGCCCUGAGCGGAAAGACGUGGGAGGGCAAAGAAACAGUACUAAAGGCAUUUGUCAAAUUUACGGAGAAUUCGAAAGCUAUUUGGGAAUCCAAGCCGGAUAUUGGCCAGCAAAUGAAGGUAAUCAUGCUCAGGGAGGCCAAGAGGAAUAACGAGACAUACCGGCCGCAUGGGCUUAGUGCACUAGCCUCGUUUGCAGAGGCCCGGCAGGACUUGUACCUGCUUCCUGAAGCCAUCAAAAUCGUUGAGCCAAUCGUUGAGGAUUUGACGGAUAAAGACGGCACUAAGAUGGACAUAGACUCGGAUCAUUCCAAGACUACGCUUGGCGACGAGACGUUGGCAGCCAGCACUGACUGUCUCCUGCGAUGUGUCAACCCCACCCUGAUGGGGCCCAGUUCAGAAGAUCUGAUCGCGGCGUCAACAAUAAUCAAUGACUGCGUUCGAGGAAAUAGUCGCCGAGUGCUGGACAAUCUCUACACGGGAUUACGGGCUUUGUUUAAGAGGUUUGGGAAAGUCAUGUCGCAGGGGGGGCGAACACCAGAUAACGACAACGUCGAAAAGGGACUGCGGGUUCUGGCUGAUCAGCUCUUGUUCCGGGAUCUGAGCCCGACAGUCGAAAGCCUCCGAACAAAACGGGCCCAGGCGGCGGAUGAAUUCAUCACCAUAGUUAGCGAGGCUGGUAUGCCAGUUGGUGAAAAGGAGCGGCAGUUGGUUGGACAGUGGCUGGCGCAAGAGCGAGCAGGGCCGAUUCAGCAUAUCCUGGAGACUGCCCUACGAAAGCUUUGA